CAACUCAUCUCCACCUCGGUGCCUAUUAUAAACUCGAACAUCGAAAUCCCAACACUGCAGCAGUGAAUUCUAGUCCUGUCACGGACAUUAAUAGUCUAUCAAUCAUACUGGCGAACUUCCUUUGGAAAAAGUCCUCCCCGGCAGAGGCACCAAAACAAGCUCCUCGAGUCAUUAUGAGCCACCCCUCGCCUCCCCCUGCUUUAACACCACAAUUCUGCUUCUCGACUGUCGCGUUAAGAGACUUUCUACGGAUAUCAAGAGGAGCAAUCGACGACAGUAUAACACAGAAUCUCAAUGCCCUCAUAACACCCGCCUCCGCGGGCUUCGAUCCUUCAUCCACAUCGAUCCGAACCCCUAGACCGCCAAACUUGAGGCGAAUAUCUCAAUCUUCAUGUCAUACUUUUAAGAACCAAGUUCUGUUUCCGUCAUGGCAGGUUCGUUCCGAUGUGCUGAAUUAUUGCGCCUCUGUUGCCACAAGUCCAGAUCCAGACGACCCCGAGUCGGUAUUACGGCAAGUAGAGAAUGAGAGAGAUAGAGAGCGAUUAGUGGAUGAGAGAUUAGAUCCAUAUUCGGCACGAUUCUUUCCUAGAGAAGCCAGGACGGAGAAACUUGCUGCCAUUAUCAGACAGGAGAGAGGGGUAGAGAAUAUCAUAAGGGCUCGGAGUUGGGGGUUAGUAACGGAGAGGUGUGGUGAAGACUGGAGAGAUUGGGAAGAAGCUUUGAAUGAGUGGAGGAAAAAGAGAGAGAGAUGAUGCAUCGAUACCGCUGUUGUAUGAUUAUGAUUUAUGGGCGGACAUUGGGAGGC
Mollisia scopiformis is the source of this 805-nucleotide messenger RNA. RefSeq lists its product as uncharacterized. Bases 174 to 752 code for a protein of 192 amino acids. Lineage: Eukaryota; Fungi; Ascomycota; Leotiomycetes; Helotiales; Mollisiaceae. The record is from RefSeq and is a predicted model, not a curated record. Gene Ontology annotation, cellular component: mitochondrial intermembrane space; mitochondrion. The transcript has 2 exons.